Molecule: messenger RNA, 1440 nt
Organism: Thalassophryne amazonica
Lineage: Eukaryota; Metazoa; Chordata; Actinopteri; Batrachoidiformes; Batrachoididae
Gene: rgs7bpb
Product: regulator of G protein signaling 7 binding protein b
Exons: 6
Coding region: 218-934 (238 amino acids)
Biological process (GO): G protein-coupled receptor signaling pathway
Cellular component (GO): postsynapse; nucleus; neuron projection
Source: RefSeq, a predicted model, not a curated record
AAGACCAGGCGGCUGCUCCUCCUCCUCGGCCUGCAGGAGGUGCUGCUGAAGGUGACUCCUCUCAACCUGGCCGGGGAUGCUGAGUUCGCUCUGGUCCGCAGCGCGGUCGUGCCGGUGAACCGAACGUCGCGUCCUGCAGCUUAAGAUAUAUAAAUAUACAGAUAUAUAAAAAAAAAAUCUUUCUUGCUUUGUGCGCGCUGACGGUGGAUGCGCGUGCAUGUGUUCUGCACCGUACGGGCGUAAAAAGCGCCCAGGUUCUGCGGCGAACAUUUUCCGGGCACAAACGGAGCCGUUGCGCACGGAGGAGGCGGCGGAGUGCAGCAGGAUGACUGUCCAGGAGUUCAACACCUUGGUUGCGUUGUACCGGGAGCAGGUGAUAUCCGUCGGGGAGGUUUCAGCUGACUGCCCGUCACUGCUGGCUCAGAUGCACCACACGCGGACCAGUGGAUGCUCCGUGGCCUGGGCUGCACACCAGGACCUCACCGUCAUAGCCGGGUCAGGUCGUGAGGACGGCGAGAUCCAUCCUGAGAUCUGUCGGCUCUUCAUCCAGCUGCAGUGCUGCCUGGAGAUGUUCAUAACGGAGAUGUUGAAGUCCAUGUGCCUGCUGGGCGUGCUGCAGAUUCACAGAAAAAGAACAGACUCUGAACCAAAGGUGGACUUCAGGAUGGAUGAAAGCUCUGAUGUUCCCAUCCUGGAAGACCGGUCUUCAUCUCCUGUAGAUGAACCUCAGGAGUCGUGGCUGGUGGGAGCUGACAUUGAGAACAUUGAGAGAGACGUGAGAGAGAUGAGAAACCUACUCAGCAAACUCAGGGACGCCAUGCCUUUACCGCUGAAGAACCAAGAUGACAGCAGUUUGUUGAACCUGACGCCGCGUCCACUGAUCCAACAGAGGAAGCGACGCUUCCCCAGACUGUGCUGCAUGGUGUCGGGCUGAGGGGUCCUUCAGGCAGCCGGCGGGCAGCACACACUGCACAUUUAUUCAUUUAGAUACAUUUUUAUAUUUGUUAUUGCAGAUGAUUUUUUUAUUAUUAUUAUUUUAUACUUUUUAAACUUAAUCAUUUUUGUCUUCGUCAGCUGUACUGAAGUCGAACAUUAACUCACAUCUGUUUAUUAACAGUAUUAUACAAAAAGGGAAAUUUUAAAUAAACUUUAUUCAACAUUCGGAGCUGAUAUGUUUUGAGGCUUCAGCCAACCUGUGGACUCUUUGGUCUUGAAUAUAAUCAUUAAUAAUUUAUUAUUACUUGUAAUUUCUUAUUUUCAUUGUUGAUCUUUUGGUGUCAAUUGUUUAAGUGGUAUUAAGUAGUUUCUUAUUUAUAGUAAUAGAUCUUUAUAUUUUAGUUUUCUAAUCACUUUUAUCCUCCUGAUGUUUUCAUGUCAUUUUGUACAAUUCCAGGUAAUAAAAUUGUACAUAGUCAGUCUAUGCAUAGAUAUAAAAUCUUA